UGGUGAGGCGAUACAGGGAACAAAAAUGUCUUCUAUAGAAAUAGUGGAUUUAUGCAAUAGUGAUGAUGACGAAGUGGAAAAUGUAGGUUCCGAACCUGCAAAGAAACUAAUUGAAAUCAAGAAGGAAACAUGCCAAGUAACGGAGAAUAUAAUACAAGUAGCGUCUGAAGGAAAUAGAAGCUCUAGUGCUCUAAGCACUUGUCAUAGCUAUUCCACUCGUCAAAUGGAAGAAAUGGUAGCGCCGUUGUAUGUUGACGUUGAUGACACAACUGGUCUUUCUCUGCCACCAUUUUGUAGAAACUUCUGGAGAGCUGGAUACCAUCAUGAUAAUAAUGGCCUUUCUUCUAAACUCAACUUCCCAAAUACUGGAAACUACUUGCAUGUUCACCCUUUCUUCCUUCACUCAAAUGCAACUUCACAUAAGUGGGUAUUUGGUGCUAUUGCUGAGCUUAUCGAUAAUGCAGUUGAUGAGAUCCAAAAUGGGGCUACUUUUGUCUUUGUAGAUAAAAUUUUAAAUCCAAAAGAUGGAAGUCCAGCGUUGUUGAUUAGAGACGAUGGUGGUGGAAUGGAUCCAGAAGCAAUGCGUCAAUGCAUGAGUUUUGGAUUUUCAAACAAGUCAAAAAUUGCAAUUGGACAGUAUGGAAAUGGCUUCAAGACUGGUAGUAUGAGACUGGGUGCAGAUGUCAUUGUCUUCAGCCGCCACCAGAAUAAUAUGAAAUUGACUCAAAGCAUUGGACUUCUGUCUUAUACAUACUUGAUGCAAACACAGCAAGACAGAGUUGUAGUCCCCAUGGUGAAUUAUAAGUUUGAUACAUCAACUGGAUACUUGGAAAGACUAAAUGACGGAGAGCAUUUUAGGUCGAAUUUGUCCAUACUGUUGCACUGGUCUCCAUAUCUAUCAGAAGAAGAACUUCUGAAACUAUUUGAUGACAUUGGAAAUCAUGGUACUAAAAUUAUUAUCUUCAAUUUAUGGUUCAAUGAUGAUGGCAAUUUGGAGCUAGACUUUAAUUCUGAUCCCGAGGAUAUUCAUAUUGUCGGGGAUAUCAAGAAGAUUGACACACAUUCUGCCUCAAAGAUAGUAAAUGAGGGACACAUUGCUAACCGUUUUCAUUAUUCUUUACAUGCUUACUUGUCCAUAUUGUACUUGCGGAUACCAGAAAGUUUUAGAAUGAUAUUGCGAGGGCAAGUUGUGAAGCUACAUAACAUUGCAGAUGAUCUCAAAUAUACUGAAUUUGUCUUGUAUAGACCACAGUGUGGUAGUUCUAAAGAGGGAGUAUCUGUAACAACAAUUGGAUUUGUUAAGGAAGCUCCUAAAGGGAACAUCCAUGGCUUCAAUGUAUAUCACAAAAAUCGGCUGAUACUGCCAUUUUGGAAGGUUGUAAACUAUACAAAUACUAGGGGUAGAGGAGUUGUUGGAAUCUUGCAAGCAGAUUAUCUUGAGCCAACUCAUAAUAAGCAGGAUUUUGAGAGAACUUCCCUGUUUCAAAAACUUGAACUACGCCUGAAGCAAAUGACAUGGGAGUACUGGGAUUAUCACUGUCAUCUGAUUGGGUAUUGUAAAAGAAGCACUGGAGAUCCAGGUGCUCCUCUUAAUAAAAGGAAGACACAUGGAUCUAUAGACCUUCAUAAGAUGAAAAGGCAAGCAAUGCAAGAAAAUGUUACAGUUGCUGGAUGUGAUCAGAAUGUACUGACAACUGCAUCUCCUACAGACCAGACGGUAGACCAAAGAAUUAUAAACUUGAUGGAAGUGCAGAAAAAACUCUUGAAAGAAUGUUUGAAAUAUGAAAAGGCAGAGGAAGAACUUAAUCUUAAGGUUACACAGCUUAGAAGAAAAACUCAGGAAGCUAAGCAUGAGUAUGAUACACUUAUGGCCGAAGUAAAGUCCCUUGGAUUAUAUUUAUGGGAAGAAAAUGGUAGUGUAGCUGUACCUCUUGUUUUUUAGAAAGGAUGCUGUGUGUAAAAUUAUAAAUAGUUUAGGCCAAUCUAUAUAGGUCGGGCCUGUUAUAUUGUAAGUAGAUAAAAGUGAUCCACAGGAACUCCCAAUAUCAUUGCAUUUUUCUUGAAAUGAUAUGUUCUUAAACAUCUGGAUUCUUAUUUGGCGAUAGGUAAAUGGUUGCCGAAGUUUAUGAAGGACAAAACUCGCAUGGCAUGGGGUUUGCUAUUUGCAACUCCCUUUUUACUCUUCA
Molecule: messenger RNA, 2186 nt
Organism: Glycine soja
Lineage: Eukaryota; Viridiplantae; Streptophyta; Magnoliopsida; Fabales; Fabaceae
Product: protein MICRORCHIDIA 6-like
Exons: 19
Coding region: 26-1942 (638 amino acids)
Cellular component (GO): nucleus
Molecular function (GO): ATP hydrolysis activity
Source: RefSeq, a predicted model, not a curated record